Molecule: messenger RNA, 4366 nt
Organism: Mycena citricolor
Lineage: Eukaryota; Fungi; Basidiomycota; Agaricomycetes; Agaricales; Mycenaceae
Source: the annotation of a GenBank genome assembly
CUCCGUCUCAUUCUCCGUUUCUUCGCCCGGGUCGUGGUCUCUGACACUAGAGCGUCUGUUUUAACCCCUCAUUUUCGCGUCCGUGCUACCUUCGCUCCUGCGUGAACGCUCACUCACGGCCGAGGGCGAUGCACAACACUCACGACUUCGGCGGCGGAGCGCGUCGCGGGGGGAAGAACAAGCAGUGGGUCGCGUCUGCCAUGGAUCAGCCCUUGUCUAGUGGUAGUGGUGGUCGGCCAAGAGGAUCCCAUGGGCACGGGAAAGGUCGGGGCGGAGGUGGACUGAAGAACAACGGAUACCACUCAGAGCCGGAUGAAGUCAAGCCCACCUCGAGCAAGCCUGCCUCCCCAUACGAGCACCUGGAGAAUACCGUAGAACUUGACGAUCCCGUUUUUGCGCCGCUUUUCGUCGCGCCCGAGGACGAGCCCGCGAAUCAAACGAUGGAGGAAAAGGAAGCAGUUUACAAGGACCUUGUACAUCUGUGGGAACUGGAGGCCAAAGUGGCCGUUCGUACGGGCAAAAUGUCUUCUGAGAAGGGGGACAUCCAUAACCCUAUAACAAUGGCUGGUACAUGUAUGCACAUGUGUUCCCGUAGAGAGCGGUAUCGGAGGGAACGAGAGUUCAAUCUCGAGGUUUGGGAACAGCUACCCGGCACUCGAUACGUAGAUCACCCACACGCCGUGACAAAGUACGAACGCGCCCGAGGAGACAAAGUGACCCCAUCUGACUUGCGACCGCUUCCGAUCCUCAAGGCAACAAUGGACUACAUGCUACAGGAUUUGAUGUCACGUGGUGGCUUUGAAGCUACGCACAGUUUCAUCAGGGACAGAACGCGUCAAAUACGGGCCGAUUUGACGAUACAACGGCUUGCCUCACCAGUUGUGCUGGAAUGCAUCGAGCGGUGCAUGCGAUUCCAUAUCCUCGCCUUCCGAAAGAUGCGCGAUGACAAGAGUUUUGACAAGCCGACGGAGACUGGGCUGUUGUCGAAUUGCACGCAAUCGUUGAAAGAGCUGUACAAUGACUUGCGCGACGAAUCCGAAUUUGGGCCUGCGUACGCUUUCCCCUGUGAAGUGGAGAUGUGGAUCUACAGAUGCCUCAUAUUCAUCCGGAACCAGGGCCCCGAACAAAUCCCACCGCAAAUCCAGGCACACCCACUGUAUAAACUGGCCGUCCAGUUUCGGUCGCACGUGCAAAGCGCGAGCGGGACAAUCACGAGAAGCAGCGAACUCAAAGUCGGGGGCCAGGGCAUGGCCACGUUCCAGCAAUUAGUGGAGAAACUGCUGGAAACAGAAGACGGGCGUCCGAUGGUGUUCAUGGUUGCAUGCCUGUUGGACAGUAUCUUCGGGACGGGGACGGUGAAGGAAAUUGAUGACCUCCGCGAAGGCUAUACAGACUUGGAUUUGAUCGUUCGAGCAGAGCCAUCAGAAGCAGACGAACAAGUGGAUGAGGCGGAAGAAGAGGAAGAGGAAGUGGAAGUGGAAGAUGAAACGGAGGAGGCUAUGGAAGGAGAGGAGGAAGGAGUCACUGAGCAAGACGUGGAUGACAUGGAAUCAGACUUGGAUGAUGAAGCUUUGACCGUGGCUCCUGAAACGGUUUCAACUUCUACGUUCUUGCCCCCAGUGACAGCUUCCGCAUUUCCAACUGCAAGCUCAUCUUCUGGCUUUCCACCAUCUGCAUCCGCCUUCCCAAAUUCCAGCAUCUCGCCUCUGACUGCGAAUGCUUUCACAAAGAUCACCUCUACGAGCAAUGUUUUCGGCAAUCGGUCGAGUGCUUUUGGGAACAUCGGCGCUGGAAACGCAUUCACUGCGAUCGCUGCUUCUAGCAGUCGUCCGAACGGAUCCCUGUUUGGUUCUCCCUCGACACGGAUGAAUUCUUCGCCCUUCUCGUCGGCAAAUGGAACUUCGACAUUACCGACCCCCGCAAGUGCUGCUCCAGUGACAAAUUCAUUCGGAGGUGGAGGAACAAAUACAACAUCUGAUCCUCUCAACCCCAAGGCACCUGAAUUCGUACCGUCAUUUGGCCACUUAACGAACAUGCCGCCGCCAGCACUCCCUGUUCCAAUGCAGCCGCAGGCCAUCGCCCCCGUCGCCCCCGCCGCACCAUCUCAACCUAUCCAUCAACCCCAGCCAGCCAAACCUAUAUUUGGUGUGUCAUCCACUGGGCUGGCGAGUUAUAGUUCUGGUCCCGUCUUACCCCAAAUCGAUACCUCCUUGACCAUCAAAAUCAAUGGGCCGAUUACCCCAAUCAAUCCCCCCGCUCUGGAAAAAGUGCAGCCCGUGUCGUUGCCGUCGACGCCCACUGCGCCGCCCUUGCAGUCCGGCUUCUUCAAUCUGACUGCAGGCUUGGGCGAGCCACUCAUCCAGCCAAUGAAAACCGGCAACCGUCUGCUUGCUUCGCUCAGGACGGAUCUGGCGCCCAGUGCCGGAAUGCUCAGUCCGUUGGUGAUGACUCCAUCAUCGACACCGCUGAGAACUAGCUUCUCUCCAACGAAGCAGAUCUCACCGCCUGAUCGGAAGGGGAAAGGCAAAGCUACUGACAUUGAUCUUGAGACGCAGGCUCGGGAAUUCGAGUCGCGUGGUCUUCUGGUGCGCGAGUCGUUUAAACGGUGGCAGAAACUAGCGACGGACCAUGCGGAGUGGAUCGCGGCCUGCCAGAGAGGCGAGCGUUACUCCGCUACGAUUCGCAGCCGGAGAUACGGGCGCUCUCUCAGGGAUGACGACGAGGAGAGCUCCGCGUCCAUGUCAGUCACGCCAACGAAACGGCGCCGGCAGAGGACGUAUCAGCCCCGGAAAACGGACGAUGAACUUCUUUCGCGGUUUGAGGAGAACAAGGCAGAGCACGACCGUCGCUGGGCACCGGGCUCUUUUCUCCAGAUCAUACGCAAGGCGCUCAAGCUCAAAAGUCAAUGGCACAUAUGGUUGUCACUUAACCCCGAGGUUGAUGCGACAGCGAUCUGGGCUCAGACAAAAUUCGAUGUCGAGAAAGCCGAUUCGAGCUGGGUGAAUGAGACUGUUCUGGCCAUCCCAGUGAUCGCGCCAGGCAAGGGAUAUCCCGGAUUGGUCGUUUUCGAGUGCACUCCCCUGGGCGGGGUGAAUGACGAACUUGAUCGCAAGUAUCUCGUCCUCGACGACUGCUCUCGGUUGCGGGAUCUCGUCAGCGCUUUGCCCGAGGACCGGCAUUUUGUGCCCAGUCUGGUGUUCUUCGUUUGGCAAUCCGGAUUGGAAGAUGAUAUGUUGGAGAUGGCUAAAAAACUCGUCGACGCGGGCACCAUCACUGGAUUUCGCGUCGUUCCCGUUGCAGCAGUGUCGGACGAUCUGGAUCUCAUGUUUAGUGAUGCGUUGACCCACAUGGAUGUGGAUGUGACCGGGCGCCUCGGGCAGGAGCUAACCGCGCAAGGUGUUUUCAAGAACCUCUGUGAUUCUGUAUACACCGCCUUCCUCGCGGAGUGGGCCGAGUCCUCGGAGUGGGGACUGAUCUCCUCGGCUGUCGAGAUCCUCAACGAAACGGCGAAUCUGGCCUUGGAUCUCGUUGGCCUGUCUCACGGACAACGUGUUUUGCCUCCGUUGCCGUCAGCAGAGAUCUGGGAUACCGAAUCCGCCUUCGCGGCUAUUGGCGCCUGGCUCCGUAACCCGCUUCUCGAUGCUGACGGCGCAGAUGCUGUGUGGGUUGAUGUGAGGGCCUACCGGGAUAUUGGUCGCGAUUUUCCCCUCUUCCCAUUUCUGGAGCAUCUGAGAGAGUUGGUGGUACUGGACUCGACUGCAACAUAUUUUGUCUGCACCAAAGACAGUCUGGCCACCCUCGAACGCCUCAAAAAUGCCGCUCGGGAGCUGCAUUUCCAGUUGGCUUCUCGCGCCUUCUCUUCCUCCCGGCGACGGAGAACGCGGAGUGUCAGUGUCAGUGAAGAUGCCAGCUCAUCGGUCUCCAAACGACGACGGAUGUCUGUCUCGACAUCCCAGGCCAGCCCGCCCCAAAUCAACGGAAACGGAACUGCCCACGGAACACCGAUACCGGGAACACCAUCUCCCACUUUGAGCACCGUGUCGCUCGAUCCGGCUGUCGUCACUGUGUCAAUGCUGAGGCAACUGACCCAGGAUCUCAAGUCGAAGUACGGCAAACGAUAAUCUUUCUAUAUUUGUGUAGCAUGACAUAUCUACCCUGCUUUCGAAUGGCUUGCGAUCGCCCUGGAUUGACUGAAAACCAACAAAUGACUCUAUUUACAAGCCCGUUUUCAGGCCGAAGCACAGUUGAACGUAUAAAGCUGAGAAUUUACGUUAAUGUCGAGACCCAGGCGUAACCAGUGUCGCUUACGUCACCUGACUCACGUGAACAUUUCUUUUUUUCCUCCGUUCUCCGUCGCGCAGACGAG